Messenger RNA from Leptinotarsa decemlineata (Colorado potato beetle), 1998 nucleotides. It is a transcript of the gene Mtr4, whose product is annotated as exosome RNA helicase Mtr4. The record is from RefSeq and is a predicted model, not a curated record. Gene Ontology annotation, molecular function: ATP binding; RNA helicase activity; RNA binding. Lineage: Eukaryota; Metazoa; Arthropoda; Insecta; Coleoptera; Chrysomelidae. Gene Ontology annotation, biological process: RNA catabolic process; maturation of 5.8S rRNA. Gene Ontology annotation, cellular component: nucleus.
UGUAAUUUUGAUGGUGGAUGAAAAAGUUCCUCCUGCUGCAGGCCGGGAUAUUGUCAAGGGUUUGCCUGAUGCGAUCAAUUCUGCUUUUCAUUUAACUUAUAACAUGGUCCUCAAUUUGUUGCGAGUAGAAGAUAUCAACCCUGAAUACAUGCUGGAGAGAUCCUUUUUUCAGUUUCAAAAUCAAACUGCCAUUCCUGGGCUUUAUGAGGAUUAUCAAAAUAAAUUGAAGAUUUUCAAUGAAUUCCAAGUACAAUGUGAGGAUCAAAUUUCAUCAUACUAUAAUAUCAGACAAGAAUUGGAUACCUUGGGUUCUCAGUUUAGGUUGUAUUUAACUAAAUCUGAAUACUUGAUACCUUUUUUACAACCUGGUAGAUUGUUAAAGAUAAAAACUCCAGAGGCUGAAUAUGAUUGGGGUGCAGUUGUGAAUUUCAAAAAAGUGAGUGAAAUUAUACCUGGCCGUAAGAAUAAGCAUGGACAAUCCAAAACGCAGACAAAAGUAAAAGUUGAUCUUUUAUUGCACGUUAUUUCUGAUAGUGAAGGAGGGGAUGUGAUUCCAAAACCAUGUAAAGAUGAUCAGAAAGGAGAAAUAGAAAUUGUAAGCGUGGACUCAUCUUUAGUGACACACAUCUCUUCUGUAAGGUUAUUCUGCCCCAAUGACUUACGGUCUAGAGACAGCAGAAAGGGCAUGUAUAAAGCUGUCAAGGAGGUCAAGAAACGGUUUCCUGAAGGUCCUCCGUUGCUGAAUCCUAUCAAUGAUAUGAAAAUUAAAGAUCCAGAGUUUGUGGAUAUUGUUAAUAAAAUAGAAAUUCUAGAGAAAAAAAUGUACGAACAUCCUAUGAAUAAAAAUUCUUUAUUGGAUACCGAGUAUCCAAAAUAUGAAAAAAAAGUUGUUGUCAGAGAUGAACUUGCAGUUGCAAAACAAAAAUUACUGGAAGCAAAAUCUGUACUGCAGAUGGACGAGUUGAAAUGUCGAAAAAGAGUGUUGAGGAGGUUGGGAUAUUGUACAAACACAGAUGUUAUCCAGCUGAAGGGAAGAGUUGCAUGUGAAUUAAGCAGCGCUGACGAAUUAUUGAUCACUGAAAUGAUUUUCAAUGGAGUGUUUGGAGUUUUGACACCUGCACAAGGAUGUGCUUUGCUUAGUUGUUUUGUUUGUGAUGAAAAGAGUUCAGAACAAAUAAAACUAUCUGAGGAGUUGUCAGGACCUUUGAGACAGAUGCAGGAUUUGGCAAGACGUAUUGCAAAAGUGAGUAACGAAGCUCGCCUACCUCUAGAUGAGGAGUUAUAUGUUGAACGAUUCAAGCCGUUUUUAAUGGAUGUAGUUUUUGCCUGGUGCAAUGGCAGCCCUUUCAAAGACAUAUGUGGAAUGACGGAGAUUUUUGAAGGAUCCAUAGUAAGAGGCAUGCGACGAUUGGAGGAGCUCCUCAGGCAAAUGGUACAAGCUUCCAAGACAAUUGGUAACACUGAUUUGGAAGAUAAGUUCAAUUCCGCCAUCAAGUUAAUCAAGAGGGAUAUUGUUUUUUCGUCCAGUCUUUAUUUGUAAUUUUGCUUUAUUUUGUUUGUAUCAAUAUUUGAAAUUUUAUUUAUAAAGUUUUUGAUUGUAUGAACUUUAUAUGAAUUAGAUUUUUCAAUAAUUGAAUCAUCUGAAACAUAUUUCACAUAAAUUGCCUUCCCAGUACAAAAUUACACUUAAAAUGUCAUUUGCCUAAUCCCAACUAGCAUAUUUUUCUAUAGAAAUAUUUUUAGAAUCCUAACAAUUGUGUUGGGUUAGGGUAAUUCUGUGUACCUGCUGACCUUCUGAGAACCUCAUUUGUCCCUUCCCUUCCUAGUGUUAACAUUAUUGUGAUUAAAAGUAGUGUGCUCAGCUGUUCAACUUCAGUUAGUGCUUUUGCAGUUCAACCAUUGUGUCGAAAUUUGUAGUACCUAAGAAUUUCCGAGUUUAAGUUACAUGUAUUAUUGUACAAAGUUCAGUAAAUUUUUCUAGCAAGUUUUAUUACUUCU